This is a messenger RNA of Rubroshorea leprosula, 1346 nucleotides long. The record is from the annotation of a GenBank genome assembly. NCBI's taxonomy places the organism in Eukaryota, Viridiplantae, Streptophyta, Magnoliopsida, Malvales, Dipterocarpaceae.
ACGGGUUUUAGCAAAACCAUCGCUGUUAUCUUCUACUAUACUAUUUCUAUGGAGGUCAAUUUAGGAGAAAUACCCUUCGGCGUCGACUUUCAUCCCUCAAAUCCGCUUGCCGCCGUUGCUCUCAUCAACGGCGACCUGCACAUAUAUGGAUACAAUAGCAAUGAUUCCUCGCUUCAAAGGUUGCUGAAUGUUAAUGCACACAGUGAAUCAUGCAGAAGUGUUAGGUUCAUUAAUGGUGGACAAGCUGUUGCCACAGGUUCAAAGGAUUGCUCCAUUUUGGCCACAAAUGUGGAAACUGGUGCAACUAUUGCCCGUCUUGAAAAUGCUCAUGAGAAUGCAAUUUAUAAAUUGAUCAAUCUCACGGAGUCUACAAUUGCCUCUGGAGACGAUGAAGGCUGCAUUAAGGUAUGGGAUACCAGGCAACGUUCCUGCUGCAAUUCUUUCAAUGCACAUGAAGACUAUGUUUCAGAUAUGACUUUUGUAUCUGAGUCCAUGAAACUGCUAGGAACAAGUGGAGAUGGGACUCUAUCUGUUUGCAAUCUUCGAUCAAAUAAAAUCCAAACUCGGUCUGAGUUUUCUGAGGAGGAGCUUACGUCUGUUGUUGUUAUGAAGAAUGAUCAUAAAGUCAUUUGUGGAUCACAAAGUGGAACUCUGCUGCUUUAUUCAUGGGGAUUUUUCAAGGAUUGCAGUGACCGUUUUGUUGAUCUCUCACCAAAUUCUGUUGAGGUUUUGCUGAAGCUUGAUGAAGAUAGGAUCAUUACAGGAUCAGAGAAUGGACUUAUCAGCCUUGUAGGAAUAUUGCCAAGUAGAAUCAUACAACCAAUUGCAGAGCAUUCAGAAUACCCAAUAGAGGGUCUUGCUUUUUCGCAUGACAGAAAAUUUCUUGGUAGUAUAUCACAUGAUCAGAUGCUGAAGUUGUGGGAUUUGGAUGACAUAUUGCAAUGCUCUAGCAAUAACCAAAAUAGUCAAGUAGCCAUGGCAGACAACGACAGUGAUGAGAUGGAUGUGGAUAAUAAUCCUCCUCAAUCUAAGAGAGGGACCAAGCCCAAAAAUGCAAGCAGUUCAAAUAAUUUCUUUGCAGAUCUAUAGAUGAAUUGUGAUAGCAGUUUACAGAAUUGUCUUUUGAAGAGAUGCGACGACGAUGUGACAAGGUCUUUGAUCUGUCUGAGAAGAAUGAUACCCUUAAAAAGAUCUUAAAUUGAUCUUCUUGGUUUUGUUUGUUGUAUAUAGGUAGAGGCCGCACUUUAUUUGCUAAAUGGUGGUAACUUGUUAUUCAACAAUUUUUAUAAAAAAUCAAAUUGGAAAAACGUAAAAAAAGCUAAACAUAAUUAAGCAUUUAGGGGGAU